CACUUUAAUUUUCUCCAUAGAUUAUGUGAGCAACAUGAGUGAUAAAUUGUAUUGUUUAUCUUCUAUUAAACUCUACUCACUUAUAUGUUUUAAAAUGAUUUUUAAAAAAUGUCAGCAGACACCAGAACACAUGUUAGAAAUACAGGAUGUAGAGAACAAAUUGAAGUUGAAAUAGAUGUUCCAACAAAUACCAUUGAAACUUAUGUUACAGGUAGAAGCAAUGAGGAGCAAAAAUGAAAAAGAGGUCCAACCUAUAUGUGUAGUAUUUGGGGAUAUCAUGCUACCCAACAUGGUGGAGAAUGACUUGCUGUUAAUUUUAACAAAUAUGGUCAACCUAUUGGGAAGCAUAAAUCAUUAUUUGUUGAGUUUUUAGGAACUAUUGCUCGGAAUGGGAAACAUGCACCAAUUGAUAUAAGAAGUUGGGAUAAAAUGCAGAAGUCUUUAAAAAAAAAUGUGUUAGAAGUUAUUCAGGUAUUUAUCUACAUAAUAUUUGUACUUAUUUUGUUUGAUUUCAGUUGCAUGCAUAAAAUAACAAAUUUCUUUGGAUAUAACAAAUAAAUAUUUUAGUUUUUAGGAGAAGUUUGAGAUUCCCUGUGCUUGUGAUGUAUGGGUUCUCCAGUCAAUUGGGAAGAAAUGGAGAAAUUGGAAAGAAGACGUUAAAUCUAGAUAUUAUGAUCCAAAAAUGUCUACUGAAUUACAACUAUGUAAUGUGCCAAAAAGAAUACUCAAAGAUCAAUGGAAAAAUCUUCUAACCUAUUGGAAUUCAGAAGAAUCAAAGUGUAUAAGUGAACGAAAUAAAAAGAGUAGGUCGAAAAAGAGUUUGAUGCACAUAACUGGAAAAAAGAGUUUCGGUCAAGUGCGUGAAGAUCAGGAGAAAAGCAUAGGUCACUCACCAACAAGAGUUGAAAUGUUUGAAAGGUGUUACACAAAAGAAGGAAUUACUAAUAGUAUUGAGGCUUGUGAAGCUUUGGAAAAAAUGAAGGAAAUUAGAAGUCAAACAUCUCAAACAGAAGAUGUUGGAAGAGAUGAUAUUUUCUCAAAAGUUCUUGGAAAUGACAAGGUCGGAAGAGUUCGCAUGUAUGGAUUUGGUGUAACUCCUUAUGUUGCAUGGGGAGAAAUCCCAAAUCGAAGUAGUUCUUAUCGAUUAAUAGAAGGUUACAAGGAAGCUUUCGAAAAAAUGGAAAAACAAGUUCAAGAACAGGGUGAGGUAAUUGCUAAAAUGAAGUUGGAUUAUGCAAGAUUUUUUAGGCUGUUAAUUCAGGCAUUUUCUUUGGAUUUCAACUUGAGGGCACAUAUGAAAACACAUUCAGUAGAAAACUAUAGUGUUUGUCCUUACCAUGAAUGUGGCCAAAUAUACACACAUGAAUGCAAACUGAACACUCAUAUAAAGACGCAUCAUGAGAAGGAUUCAAUGGUGGAGUUGAGGCCACAAGAAAAGCCCAACAAUGCUGCAAAGGCUCCUGUCUUGAAUUCUGCAUCUUCAGACCGUCCUUAUGUCUGUCCAUUUGUUGGUUGUGAAAAAGCUUACAUUCAUGAAUAUAAGAUAAAUCUCCAUUUGAGAAAGGAACAUCCUGGUCAUAAUCCAGAGGAAAGUUACACGACUGCUCCGAUGACCGCCGUCGAGCACUAG
This is a messenger RNA of Dendrobium catenatum, 1630 nucleotides long. RefSeq lists its product as uncharacterized. The record is from RefSeq and is a predicted model, not a curated record. Gene Ontology annotation, molecular function: RNA polymerase II cis-regulatory region sequence-specific DNA binding; DNA-binding transcription factor activity, RNA polymerase II-specific. Gene Ontology annotation, biological process: regulation of transcription by RNA polymerase II. The transcript has 7 exons. The coding region runs from base 683 to 1630 and encodes 315 amino acids. Gene Ontology annotation, cellular component: PcG protein complex; transcription regulator complex. Lineage: Eukaryota; Viridiplantae; Streptophyta; Magnoliopsida; Asparagales; Orchidaceae.